CGGCUAUUGCGUGUGCUGUGUGAUGACGCGGUGGUCAGGUGUUGCCUCAUAUAACGAGGGGAGCUGUCCAAGUGCUGAAAGCAGAAGAGAACAGUCCCGCUCCGGAGGAGAUGCCAUACACCUUCACUGCUGUCUGAGCUUUAUUGCCAAAGGUAAUAAAUAGCCUAUAAUGCUGCAUUUCCACCACAAGUUGCCCGCGGGAGGAGCCGCGGUCCUGCUCGCCUUCCUCCUCCACGGAUGCGCCGCGCAGGCUGCGUCGCUCCCCCGCCACUACAGGCUGCGAGGCGGGGAGAGCGAGGGGCAGCCGGCCGCCUACCCACCCAGCUCCGACAUGAUGAAAGCCCUGGAGUACAUCGAGAAUCUGAAGCAGCGGAACGGGGGCCGGCCCGAACCGGUGGAUUAUGACGAGGUGGAUAAGUUCAGGGUCCUGCUUCAACUCGCGUCGCAGCAGGGCGAGGGUCCCGGGGAGCGCCAGCCCGCCCCCGGCGUGCAGAGGCAGGACAUUACCGCUGAACAGCUGAUGAAAGCCCUGCUCAAGUCCCUGCGGGAUCAGGCCGGAAAGGACGCAAAGCUCGCGCCUGCAACUGCGCCACGGAACGACCGGCGCACGCACAGGCACCGCACCAAAGACACUGAAACCGCCGAGGGCGCAGACUACGGCAAUUUCCCCAGACCUCACAAGAAGUACCCGCUUAUGUUCGAGGACGAGGAGAACACAGACGCUGCAAAGAGGGCCACGGAGGACCUAGACGAGCAGUACACCCCCCAGAGCCUUGCCAAUUUACGCUCCAUCUUCGAAGAGCUCGGCAGAAUGCCCCCAUUCGCCGCACAGAAAAGAGACACGUUCGGGGACGAAGAGGAGGAGGAAGAUGACGGACUGAGCAUGAGAAACCAGGGCUACGAAGACGUGGCCGGAGGAGAGGAGUGGGUGCCCGUGGAGGAGACGGAGGAGACGGUCAACCGAAGCCACGAGGAGAUGGAAAGGGCGCUCGGUGAGCAGGAAGAGGCAGAGAGGGAGGAGAUGCAACGCCGGGCCGGCCAGAACCCGGAGGAUGCUGACGACGACACCAAGAUGGAAGAUUACUACCUGCUGAAGGUCCUCGAGAUGACGGACCAGACGCAGAAGAGGGACAACACCGGAGAGCAGAGAAAAAGGCUGAUCCGCCCCUCCAUCGUAGAUCCUCGGACCGUGAAGGAGCUGCUGGAGCUGUCCCUGAAGCUCCACGUCCCCCCGCAGGACCUCAUCGACAUGCUGCUCACGCAGGAGCUCAGAAAGCUCCACCGCGACCCCGAGGCGCUGACGCGCUACGCGGCCGGGCAGACCCCCAAAAUCAGGUACUACAGCCGCAGACUGCCCGUAAAGAGCAAGCCCGCCCCAGAGGACAUGGACAGAGAGGACUUCCUGGACAUCAUCGGGGUGGAGACCAUCAGCAACGAAUACCCCGUGGUGCAAAGACCCCUGAAGACCUCUCCGUCCUCGGACAGAAUCCCAGCGGCGUCCAACCCGGCUGCUAAUUCGGGUCCAGUCAAAAUCCCCCCUCCUUCCGGACGCAGGGAGAACCUCUUUUUAUCCGAGCUCAACAAAAUGCCCCUCAAACGUCAGGCCGCCGCGGACGACGGCGACGACGACGACGGCGGCGACGUGGAGGACGAGGUGACGACGUACCUGGCGGCCAAAAUCCUCACAGAGUACCCCAACACCAUCAGCAAGCGGGACACCCAGGCGCAGCUGAGGGGGCAGUUCCCCUACGAGCUGUACGAGCGCGCCAUCAAGGACUACCUGGGACAGGAGGACGCCGAGAAGAGGCCCGUGGCCAAGAGGGAGAGCGAGGUGGCGCCGGAGGAGCAGGCACAGCCCGAGGAGCUGCAGGGGAAGGAGGAGGUCACGGCCAAGACCUCGCCUCCGCAAACCCCGAACGAGGAGGAGGAGAAGGAGCACCGCGAAAAGGCAGUGGCUGGGAUGUAGCCCGAUCUCCUGCAAGACGCACGGCCUUCUGAAUAUAGUAUUUAUACUGUCUGCAAAUAAAGUCUGGUGGAUGUGAUCUAGUUUACAAAUUUCUAUUAUAUGAACUAUAGCUGGUAUUGCUAAUAACACCCUAACAGAAAUGAUCUAUAGCAAUGUUAGAGGUCCGACACAUUUGUAGAGUAAGUCCCUAAUUGCUGCAAGAAUAUUUUAAAAUUGUAAUUGCAAAAGUGAGACGCAGAGUCCCUUGAUUUGUCUGUUUAUUAUUAAUAGCUAGUCACACGAUAACACGAGCCAAAAUAUUAACGUUUUUUGAUGUCGUUAAACGUUUGUUUACAAGAGCGGUGUUUGUAAACAGCAGAAGCAGGAAUAUAUUUUCAUCUAUAAUCGACGGGGUAAUGGAAAAAAAAACAAAACAAAACAAAAAAAAACGCUUAUUUUUCAUCCAUGUUAAAAUAGUCACCGACAUAUGUGAUCAUGUUGUGAAUUAGAGUGUAGAAUGCUGAGCAUAGAGCAUCACGACAUCUUUGGUUAGGGCCGUGUGCUGGGCUGAGGACGAGUGUUGUUGUGACUCGUGAUAUAUUCAGGGUUAGUGGAUUCAAUGUUACUAUGAAUAAUUAUCUACCAGUCUAAAUAUCAGACCGUCGCCUGCCUUCCGACCCUUUCAUACUGCGAAGCUCUGUAUCGUUGGCCUACCAGUAGUUGUGCUCCGUAUGCUCAUUUUUAAACCAUUUUGUACAUGUUCAAUAACGUGUGAUGACUCACAGAUGAAUAAAGCAUCAGCUGUA
Betta splendens (Siamese fighting fish) is the source of this 2751-nucleotide messenger RNA. RefSeq names its product secretogranin II b (gene scg2b). The transcript has 2 exons. The record is from RefSeq and is a predicted model, not a curated record. Lineage: Eukaryota; Metazoa; Chordata; Actinopteri; Anabantiformes; Osphronemidae. Gene Ontology annotation, cellular component: secretory granule. The coding region runs from base 170 to 1966 and encodes 598 amino acids.